GGGGAGAGGACCACUGAAGCACACAUCCGAUGUGAUCAACGCAGCAAAGAUGAUCUCGGAGUCAGGCUCCAGGAUGGACAUCCUGGCGCGGCUCAUUGCGGAUCAGUGUCCAGACCAGUCGUGCAAACAGGAUUUAUUGGCUUACCUAGAACAGAUCAAGCUCUACUCCCACCAGCUCAAAAUCUGCAGUCAAGUUAAAGCAGAAAUCCAGAAUCUUGGUGGAGAGCUUAUCAUGUCUGCUUUGGACAGCGUCACUUCGCUAAUUCAGGCCGCUAAAAAUCUAAUGAAUGCUGUGGUGCAGACAGUGAAGAUGUCCUAUAUUGCAUCCACAAAGAUUAUCAAGAUUCAGAGUCCCACUGGCCCACGACAUCCAGUUGUCAUGUGGAGAAUGAAGGCUCCAGAGAAGAAGCCCCUCAUUAAAAGAGAGAAGCCAGAAGAAAUCUAUGCUGCUGUCAGAAAAGGUUCUGCAAAGAAGAGAAUCCAUCCUGUUCAAGUCAUGAGUGAAUUUAGAGGCAGAGAAAUAGUCUAAUAUUUUGCCACUUUGUGUGUUCCUAUCUUGAAUUGCUGAUGAUUUUUCAUCUUUUCCUCCACUUAUUUAAUAAUUAUAUAUGUUAAUGUUUUGCUUUUCUCUAAUUCUGUAAGAUAACACUUGCUUAAAUUAUUUGAAAAUGCUGUUGGAUUAAUUAGAAGCACACAGUUGAAAAAAAAAAGACAAAAAAAAGCCAUUUUUUUGCAGUGACAAACUCUCAUGUUUUUGCACUGGCCUGUUUUCAACAGAGCACUUUUAGUGAUGCACUUUGGGACUGUGCUGUAGCUGGAAAGGAGGAAGCAAUGUGCCAACAUGCCCAGAAUCAUACUGCAUUCAUGAGGCUUUAGGUGUUCCUGUGCCAGGGAUGAGUGUGGCCACUACUAAACAGUAUGUAUUUUAUGACAUACAGCUUUUUAAACAUGGUGCCACAGGGCCAGAUCCUUGCUCGGCAUCAUUACAGCAUGAUCAAGUCAUGAUUUGAUGUGAACUGAGAGUCUGGACCCUAAAUUGGGGUCUACACUGAAACAUCUAAAGACAUCCCCUUGGCUAAGGCCCAGCCUUGGAAAUGUAAGUCUGAAAAUGUUUGAUGAAACACACAAAGUAUUAUAACAAUGUGGAUGUACUAAUGUGAUAAAAAAAGCACUGACUGCAACACAGUAAUAAUGACAGCUCUUUAAAAGGCCUUAGGAAGCAUUAACAUGGAUCUGUGUUCUGCUCCCUGUGAGCCCUAAGAAAUCUGCUGGCUGUUGUAUUCGAUAGUUCAGAUAAAUCAGACAUUAACAACAAAACUCUUCUAAUUGCUGCAUAAAAGAACAAACAUGAAAUGAGAUCAGUGUGUGAAAUACACAUCUUGAAUCUUACGAAUGGUGAGAUUUUUGCAAGGUAAUUGUAGGGAUUUAAGCUACUUUUCUUAUGACAGUAGAGUCCUAAAUGCAGGACUGUGCUGGUAAGUGACCUGCUGAAUGGCUGCACUCUUGUCUCAAACUACAUAAUGAAGGUAAAAGCUGUUAGUCCAGACCUCUGCAACUUAAGAGAAAUAUAAUGUUUCUAAAUCCAUUUGAAUCUGAAAUCCACUUGGACAAUUUUUUUUUUGAAGAAUCUAACUUGCCUUCCCUACCAUGUCAUGAAGUUCUCCCAGGCUACCCUUGUUACUCAGAAUGUCUUUGCUUGGCAAUUCAGUAAAUCCCUUGCUAUGUUUUUUUUUGCAUUUGCUAAGGUGAAAGGGCUCCCUCAAAGGCCAGAACUUCAUGAUGUGUCACUCACUGCCUUUGUGAGGCAGCUCCAGACUAUGGGCUGCUGCUCCAUGUCAUUUAUUACCAUGCUUUGCACAUCAGUGCCCUGACCUGGCACAGUGUGGGCAGCAAAAAUAACCAUAAAUGGUGCCUUUCCUCUUGGGGGCUGCUCUGUUUCUAAGCUCAGGAUGGUGGGGCAGUACAAUUUCUAGGCUGUUAAUUAAGGAACUCCAUGAAACCUAUAGUGCUCAUGAAUUAAAAAUUUUCUAGAUGAUGAUUCCAUCUUCCCAAACUUUACUGUCUGUUAAAUGAAACCAAAGGAGAAGUUUGAAAGAAAAUCACCUCUUUUCAACUAAAGUUCCCUCCAGUGUGUUUGCAUGAAGAUCUUAGUAAUAUGUACUGGGCUUUGCUAAUACUCUUAGGGUGACAGAGCCAGCAGAUGUUACUGUCUUUAAACCCUCAUGUCUGUCAGGAUACAGGUCACCUGGAUACCAAACAUUUGUAACUAAUGCCUUGUUAUUGUAUUAUUAAUAAAAAAGCACAUGCACCACUGAUAAAA
This is a messenger RNA of Pipra filicauda (Wire-tailed manakin), 2320 nucleotides long. RefSeq names its product catenin alpha-3-like. Gene Ontology annotation, molecular function: beta-catenin binding; actin filament binding; cadherin binding. Gene Ontology annotation, cellular component: fascia adherens; adherens junction. The record is from RefSeq and is a predicted model, not a curated record. The transcript has 3 exons. NCBI's taxonomy places the organism in Eukaryota, Metazoa, Chordata, Aves, Passeriformes, Pipridae. The annotation marks the transcript as partial. Gene Ontology annotation, biological process: cell migration; cell-cell adhesion.